AUGGACUCGCCAGAGCCGAUCCUCAACGCAACUGCUUCGCCGAACGUAUCUUAUUACUCUACAACAGUACUCAAUGAUGGAGCCAAUCAAAACAUCAUCACAGGCUUGCUGAUAGGCUUGGUUGUUGGAGUUGCCAUUUUGAUCUUACUUACCGGGAUGCUGCUGGUAUUGGCUAUUAUGAGCAAGACCAGAGUCCGUAAUGAGGCGAAUUGCAGCAUAAAGUCGGAACCGGGCGACACUUCUCAUGAAGGAGAGACUACUGAGACCCAGAAGAAUGACCGGUCGUCUACAGAACCCAAGUUUCAAUACGUCAUGCCAGUCCCGUGGCCGCCUCCACCUGAAUCCCUUCAUCCGCUGCACAGGAGAUUGGAACCUCAGCGGAUGAACUCAGCCGUACCCGACCUCAGCCGACCAGAAGUACCCGAGGCUUUAACUCCGGGUAAUAGACAGCCACAGGAUAUUGGCAGUAGUUGGACACCCAAUCGUCCUCCUCCAACAACCUACCAACCGUGGCCGGGUGAGAAAGUCGUCAGUCCUUGA
Molecule: messenger RNA, 540 nt
Organism: Neoarthrinium moseri
Lineage: Eukaryota; Fungi; Ascomycota; Sordariomycetes; Amphisphaeriales; Apiosporaceae
Exons: 1
Coding region: 1-540 (179 amino acids)
Source: RefSeq, a predicted model, not a curated record